This is a messenger RNA of Leptosomus discolor (cuckoo roller), 3452 nucleotides long. The record is from RefSeq and is a predicted model, not a curated record. Lineage: Eukaryota; Metazoa; Chordata; Aves; Leptosomiformes; Leptosomidae.
AUGAUAAUGAAUUAAAAACUGUACGAGGAGUAGUGACAAGACUUUGCCAUGAUUAUGGGGUGAUAGAUGACAUGAUAAUCUUUACAAAGGAUGCUGUUACAAAAAAUAUUGUGCUGGCUAUUGGACAGGAGGUUACUGCCACUGUUGAAGAGGAUAAAACAUCAGGCGGCUUGAAGGCUAUCAAGGUAGAUGCCGUCCAGAAUACAUGGGGAGACUCCGUCUCUACUUGUUACGCUUCUGAAGUAAACAUGAAAAUACUAAUUGGCCAUAUUACUUCUCUGUCUAAGGAUGGUGGCUAUAUUAAUCGGAAUACUUUUUUUGCCAUGGAAAACGUCUGUGAAGGUUUCACACCUUAUGAAGGUGACUGGGUGGAAGCAAAAUAUUUUAUUAACCCGACAACAUGGAACAGUGAAGCAGUUGCUGUAAAGCCUUUGAGAUAUAAACAAGUAGACAAGGUUCGCAUUUCCAGCAUCUGUGGAAGACUUGGUACGGUAGAUGAGAGUAUAUUUUUCACUUUGGAUUCACUGAGACUUCCUGAUGGUUAUUCGCCUUGUAGGCAUGAUCUAGUGAACACGAUUGUGGUGGAGAACAAUCGGUCAUGUUAUGUUUGGAGAGCUCUCUGCUUGGUGCCAGUCAGCCAGGAUGGACAAUCUCACUCUAAUGGAGUCAAUCUGGAUGAGCCUUAUGAAGAUUUAAUAAGGGACAAAGCAGGGUUGGAAGUAUCAAGAAUGAGUAACUUUGGAACUCUGAAGCAGGGGGAAUCUAAAAGAAUGAUCGUUUGGAUAGAGAAUAAAGGGAGUACACCACAGUCCUUAAUCAGCUGCAGAUUAGCUGGAUGGGUGAAAGACAAGCAAUUCAGUUUUCAGAUUGCUCAAAAAUGUGAGAACGGUCCAGAAGCCUAUCUGUCAUCUCUUCCAAUAAAUCAAGAAAACAUUUCAAAAGCUGCAAUUAAUUCAUAUAACAGCAAUGGAGGAACAACAUAUGAGUCAUUGAAUAAUGAAUCCAUUAUGAAGAAUGGAGUCAUUGCAGAAGGAAUUAAUUCUCAGGCUGCAGAUUUAUCAAGGACAAAAGAAAACUUUCCAUUGGUGAAAGAUGAAAAUCUACGUAAUGGAGAAAAUGAGCAAAGAGAAAAUGUGGAACAACCAAUGAAGCCCAUCAAUAUUACCGGAGAAAUUGUCAUACCACCAGGUGAAAAAACAUUCAUAGUGGUCAUAUGCACAGCUGUGAAUCCUGGGUACAGUAAAGAACUCCUAUUGCUUGGUUUUUCUGAUUUUACUGUUGGACACUAUAUUGAUGUCACUGUAACAAAUGAAGAAGAAUUACUCAUAGCACCUGUGGAGCAGUUUUCUCCGAGAAAGCCUAAAAUUACUCCAGGACCUCAGCCAAGGAAGACAACAGUGUUUGCCCCUAAAUACAGAAGAAGUAACAGAAAGUUGCCAAGCUUUCUCCCACAUUACACCAUACCAGAUGAGUUAAGAAGAUGUGUGGAACAGAACUUAGACAUACUGACCUUUCAGCCUCUCCUAGCAGAGCGUCUUAAUCUAAAUAAUUAUAAAGUCAACUUUUCUACUCUCUUGUGGCUUGAAGAGAUAUAUGCAGAAAUGGAGAUGCAAGACUUUAACAUGAGUGGGGUUACUUUGAAAAGGAAUGGGAACUUGUUAGUGUUGGAAGUGCCAGGAGUGGAAGAGGGCAGGCCUCGCCUCACUGCAGGUGAUAAGGUGAUACUGAAAAGUCAGGUCUACUCCAAUCAUAUAAUAGAGUACAUUGCCUAUAUUACUGAGAUAUGUAAUGAAGAUGUUACUCUUAAAUGUAAUGCAGACUUUGAACAGACUUACAACUUGGAACCCAUGGAUGUGGAAUUUGUCCACUGCAGGAUUACAAGCAGGCGAUGCCAGCUGGCAGUUGAGCAAGCUAUCCACCUGGGUCAAAAAGUGUUAUUUCCGGAAAGGCUUGCCUUACGAUCACCACAAGCUAUCAAGACCCAGAAUACUACUGAGUAUUGUGUUGCUGAUGAUGGCCUUGAACAGUGUUCCCAGCAGGAAAGUAAGGUCAAUAAACUGCAGGAUAAACAGGCAAAAGUUGAUGAAACUGUAAGGCUUAAACAGAGGGCUGAUGAAUUUUUCAAUCCCACGCUGAAUGAGCAACAGAAACUGGCAGUGAAAAGGAUACUGCGUGGCGAGUGUCGUCCAACACCUUACGUCCUGUUCGGACCGCCAGGAACUGGGAAAACAUUAACAGUAAUUGAAGCUAUUUUACAGAUACAUUAUACUCUACCAGAUAGUCGGAUUUUGGUUUGUGCACCGUCAAACGCUGCAACAGAUCUGAUUUGCUUGCGGCUGCAUCAAAGCAACCUGUUAAAACCAGGAGCUAUGGUCCGAGUUAAUGCUAGCUCGAGGUCAACAGAGCAAAUUGAUGACGCGGUGAAACCUUACUGCGAAGAUGGUGAGGACAUUCAGAAGGCAUCAUGGUUCAGGAUAAUAGUUACCACGUGCAGCAGCGCAGGAAUGUUUUAUCAAACAGAAAUACGGCUUGGACACUUCACUCAUGUGAUCCUGGAUGAGGCAGGGCAAGCAAGUGAACCAGAGAGCCUGAUUCCUCUUGGGUUGAUUUCGGAAGCUGACGGACAGAUAGUUCUUGUUGGAGAUCCAAAGCAGUUAGGGCCAGUAAUAAAAUCUAAAAUUGCGCUGGCUUUUGGAUUAAGUAUGUCCUUGCUGGAAAGACUGACGUCAAGAGAUAUAUAUCUGAGAGAUGAGGAUGCUUUUAGUGCCUGUGGAGCAUACAACCCUUUGCUGAUCACAAAACUCGUAAAGAACUACCGGUCCCACUCUGCAUUGCUUGCCUUGCCAUCUAAAUUGUUUUAUCAUAAGGAGCUAGAAGUUUGCGCAGACACUUCAGUAGUAACUUCCUUGUUGCAUUGGGGGAAGUUGCCCAGGAAGGGAUUUCCCUUAAUUUUUCAUGGAAUAAGGGGCAGUGAAACACGUGAGGGCCGCAGUCCUUCAUGGUUUAAUCCAGCUGAAGCAGUGCGAGUAAUGCAGUACUGCUGCCAGCUUGCGAAAAACGCUGCAGUGUCAGUGACUGAUAUUGGAGUGAUCACACCCUAUCGUAAACAGGUGGAAAAAAUUAGACUACUUCUGAGAAGCAUUGAUUUGGCAGACAUUAAAGUCGGCACAGUAGAAGAAUUUCAAGGGCAGGAGUACACAGUUAUCAUCUUAUCAACAGUCCGGUCUCGUGAAGGCUUAUUUGAUGAUGACAACCAGUAUUUGGGCUUUCUGUCUAACCCAAAGAGAUUUAAUGUAGCAAUUACUAGAGCGAAAGCCUUGCUGAUUGUUGUGGGAAAUCCUCAUGUUCUUGUGAAAGAUGCCUGUUUCUGUGCACUGCUGGAAUACAGUUUAGUGAAUAGAGUUUAUGUAGGUUGUGACCUGCCUUCGGAGCUGGAAUGCCUGCAGAACUGA